AUGUCCACCUCUUCUGCCAGGAUGAAGUAUGAAAGGGCCCUCGAGCUUUGGACCGACAACAACAACAACAUCGAUCCGAUGUUGAGGGAUCCUCGACCUCUCCCUCCCGUUCUUCCCCGCUCUCGUACUCCCUCGCCAGACAUCACAAGUUUUCCGCAAAUCCCUCAUCCUCUACCCGCUACCGCCCGAUCUCGUCGUCCGCCCGCAAUAGACACGCCUUUUCUCGGUCUGCAUAUUCCUGGAGGCCCUUCAAUAACACAUCCGCCCCACCUCUCGUUUGUCCCUCCUGACACGCACGCGUUCGAUCGAUCGCUCGCUCCUCCCCCCUUCCCUUCAACCCAGCAAGGCCUCGCGAACCAUCACCCUUGGUCCAUGAGCUCUCUUCAUUCUUUCCAAGCCCAAGUGUCGGUAGUCGCGGCCCACAUUACUAUGGAUGAAAAAACGUUCGCUCCGGCCACUUAUCAGGAUCCUGAGCAGCUCAACGUUUACGAUGUCUCCAGAAUUCCCCCCGUGCAGUACGUCUCUCCUGACGUUCUACACUCUUCACCGGACUGGCGUCAGCGCUCCCCUUCUCCCGAUUCUCCUCCUCCCCCUCCGCGACGCCAACGUCUCCGAGUCUCCUCGACUCUUGUUCGCAAUUCUCCCCUGCCGAGCUUAGUCCCAGAGCUUGGUACUUCGUCGUCUCAAACUGUCACCCCUGCUGGACGCUACAACCUUCGCUCGACUUCGAAGGCCAAGAAUACUGAGCCACUCGCGGACGAGACCAAUAUUCCUGGCGCGUCAGGAUCGAACACCCAGCCCAAACCUGCACCUGGGAAAAAAGGUGCCCCCCGUAAGACGGACACGGAGGAUGUGGAGACAGCGUUUGGGGUGGCGGUCUUCGCCGGCGAAAGGAACGAAAAAGGACAGCCAAAAUUCUCCUGCCCGGUCCAGGGAUGUAAAAGCAAGGUAUUAGCCGCGAGCCUUGCCCGUCACUUCGUGACACAUUCCAACGGCGUGUCUUGUCCCGAUGGUUGCGGCCAGAAGUUCAAAGUUCGCAGUGAGCAUGAGAUCACACGCCACAGGAAAAUUUGCAGACUCAACCCCGAGUCUACCAGACCACGAGAAUGUCCAGAGGCCGAAUCCUCAAGUCCUCAGGCGAUCGGUAGGAAGGCGAACAGGGUGGAGAACAGGAAGGCGAAAGGUCCUUACACGAGGAAGCGCCGAUGA
This is a messenger RNA of Stereum hirsutum FP-91666 SS1, 1209 nucleotides long. RefSeq lists its product as uncharacterized. The transcript is spliced from 3 exons. The record is from RefSeq and is a predicted model, not a curated record. Bases 1 to 1209 code for a protein of 402 amino acids. Lineage: Eukaryota; Fungi; Basidiomycota; Agaricomycetes; Russulales; Stereaceae.